Chrysochloris asiatica (Cape golden mole) is the source of this 960-nucleotide messenger RNA. It is a transcript of the gene LYVE1, whose product is annotated as lymphatic vessel endothelial hyaluronan receptor 1. Gene Ontology annotation, cellular component: plasma membrane. Lineage: Eukaryota; Metazoa; Chordata; Mammalia; Afrosoricida; Chrysochloridae. Bases 1 to 960 code for a protein of 319 amino acids. The transcript is spliced from 6 exons. Gene Ontology annotation, molecular function: hyaluronic acid binding; transmembrane signaling receptor activity. Gene Ontology annotation, biological process: cell adhesion. The record is from RefSeq and is a predicted model, not a curated record.
AUGGCCAAGACCUUCACCCUGGUGUUGCUCCUUGCCUCCACAAAACUCCUGGUCCAAGGUGCUCUCCAAGUAGAAGAACUUUCCAUCUUGGGACCAUGCAGAAUUGUGGGGAUCACCCUGGUGAGCAAAAAGACAGGAAGCGUGCAGCUGGAUUUCACAGAAGCCAAGGAGGCAUGUUGGCUACUGGGAAUGACUCUGGCCAGCAAAGCCCAGGUUGAAACGGCAUGGAAGUCUGGCUUUGAGACUUGCAGCUAUGGAUGGGUUGAAGAUGGGUCCUCAGUGGUCAUCCCUCGGAUUCUCGCAAACCCCAAGUGUGGGAAGAACGGGAUUGGUGUUCUGGCUUGGAAAGUCUCAGCUCAGCAAAGGUUCAAGGCCUAUUGUUACAACUCAUCUGAUAUUUGGACUAACUCAUGCUUUCCUGAAGUUAUCACCACCAAAGAUCCCGUAUUCAACAUUCAACCUUCAAUACACACAACAGAAAGUAAUAUCAGUGACAGUUCAAAUCCCACAGCACCUCCAUCCUCUGGUCCUCCUCUUACUACUGCUCCUGCUCAGGCCUUUACUUCUGGUCCACGGAAACGAAAGUUAAUUUGUGUAACAGAAGUUUUCAUGGAAACCAGUACAGUGGGUACAGAAAGGGACUCAUAUAUUGGAAGCCAAGUGUCGUUCAAGAAGGAAGUUUCUGAGUUUGGAGGUGUGCCGACGGCUCUGCUGAUACUUGCUCUCCUCUUCUUUGCUGCUGCAGCUGGCCUUGCCAUUUGCUAUGUGAAAAGGUAUGUGAAGGCCUUCCCUUUUACAAACAAGAGUCAGCAGAAGGAAAUGAUUGAAACAAAAAUAGUGAAGGAAGAGAAAGUUGAUGAUAACAACCCUGCUGAAGAAUCAAAGAAAACUGAUAAAAAGACAGAAGAACUCAAGAGUCCACCUAGAGCUACGGUGCGGUGCCUAGAAGCUGAAGUUUAG